CAACAGGAGGAGUUUUACAGGCACGCUGGCUUUGGACACACACACUUAUGCACACAUUCAUAUAUAUAUAUAUAUAUAUACUCACAAACACACACACACACACACACACACAUAAGGGACCUGCUCCGACACACAAAGACACUCUUUCAGCAUUUUUAGAUAAUUUUCAUCAAGCAGACAUAUCUUGAAGAAAGGAUUUCCUGAGCCAAACUCUCCAGAAGGUCGUGAUGAAUGAGCACAGCUUGGCCAUCGAUUUUCUCCUCAUCUGCAUGUCUUGUGGAGCAGCAAGUGUGCUUGCAGCAUUCAAUUCCACCAUCUCUGCUCCACCAUCCACCAUGUUCUCUGACAAUAGCUCUAAAUAUCACAUGGACAAUGUAAACUUUCCAAAAACCAGACGGAAGAGGUACAUUUCCCAAGACGACCAACUGGCCAUUCUUGAUUACCACAAUAAAGUCAGAGGAAACGUUUUCCCGCCAGCUUCCAACAUGGAAUACAUGGUGUGGGAUGAAACCCUCGCUCAGAGAGCAGAAGAGUGGGCUACGAUGUGCCUUUGGGAACACGGGCCUCGCAAUCUUCUCAGAUUCCUUGGGCAAAACCUUUCUGUACGAACUGGAAGGUACAGAUCCAUUCUGCAGCUGGUGAAGCCAUGGUACGAUGAAGUGAAAGAUUAUUCUUUCCCGUAUCCACGUGACUGCAAUCCCAGAUGCCCUCUUAAAUGCUACGGCCCGAUGUGCACACAUUACACACAAAUGGUUUGGGCAACGUCGAAUAAAGUCGGAUGCGCGAUCCAUACAUGUCACAAUAUGAAUGUGUGGGGCUCAGUGUGGAGGAGAGCAACGUAUUUGGUGUGCAACUAUUCAGGAAAGGGUAAUUGGAUCGGUGAAGCUCCCUAUAAAGUGGGUGUUCCAUGCUCAAUGUGCCCUCCCAGUUAUGGUGGCUCGUGCAGCAACAACAUGUGUGUUCCUGCUGUGAACUCAAACUACCUGCACUGGUUUAAAUAACACACCCACACACACACACACACACACACACACACACACACACACACACACAAUUUUUUUCUCUAUUUCCCCUGGGAGGCUUUGCACAACAUUCCUGAUUUGUAUAUCUGGAUCUAUUUAAAAUAUAACCAUGAUUUGACAUUUAUUUUUUGCAUUCUGUUUUAAUGAUAAAUCCCUUAAAUUAUUUUGUUAAUACUUAUCUAAACUGUGUACUAAGAUGGCAAAAAAACAAAAAACACAAAGAAUAAUUUAGAGGCCGGUAAUAUGGAAGAAAUAUUAUAUUAGAAUACAUUUUUUUUUUUUUUUUUUUUACAAUAUUUUAUAUGUAUCAUGAUAUUUUUUUUGCUGAUAUUUGUUUUGUAAUUCAAAACAUCAUAAUGUCCAGUCAGUCACAGUGUGUUAAAGUCAAACCAAAAAAAAAGACACAAUAACUAAUUAUCAUUAUAUCACCCGCAUUUGAAGGCCUUGCAUUUUUGAACUGAGCAAAUCAAUUUGGCUAGAAAUUAUGACCCCUCAAUAUAUAUAUAGAGAGAGCUGUCUAUGGACAAGGGAAUGCUUAAAAUAUAUUGAAUUCACUUAAGUGUAUAGACUUAAAGGUUGGGUGCACGAUGUUUGAGAAAUGCUUCAGAAAACUAAGUCGGGCCGACUAACAAAACAAACGUGUAGCCAGUGAGCAGAAAGGGGCGUGUCUUGUCAAUAUGUGGUGGAGAGUGUGAUCAGUGCGCAUGUCAUUAGCAGAAAGCGAUUGAAACAUUGACAUGGCGGGUAAAAAGGAAAAGUGAAACGGAGCUAAACCUUUCACGGUACAACACACAGUACAACAAAAAAACACAUUCGUAUUACCAUAUUAUUACUUAUUGAGUUCAUUUAUUGAUAAAAAUAUCCCCUUUGCCAGCUGCCCCAGCAGGUUCUGCUAUAACAGUUGCCAGGGUUACGUAUGUAUAUGUGGGCGGAGCUAUCAAAACAGGGGUGACACCCAUUUGGGUUAGUGGUGUGUUUGUUUUGGUGAUUUCAAAUGUCAACAUUGGCUUUCGAACAUCGUGCACCCCACCUUUAAUAGCAACUUACAUUUGGGUUAGGUUGAGUUUGGUUUUACCAAAUUAUUGUCAGGACCUCAAAAUUUCAUAUAUGGUCCAAAAAUAACAGUUUAAAUCACAGUGCUUGAGAAAUAUAUUUGUUUAAGCAUAUUAUUACACACCUAAAAGUGCAAUCUGAAGUCUAAGUGCCUUUUAGUUAAAACUAUUUAUCGGCCAAAAUAAACUGUAAAUAUUUUUGUAUAAUAGUUAUUAAAUAAUUUUAACAUAUUUCUUUGUGAUUUUUUUUUAUCUUUAAUUAUUUAAGUUUAAUUUCUAUUGUGAUUUAAUUGUCCAGCUAUAGCACUCCUAUAGGAAAUACUGUAAAAAAAAAACGAGUAUAAAGGGUAUUAGUUUAUCCUGCAGAAAUUCUUUGCUUUCACACAAUUUAAUAAAUAUAUCAAGGCAGACAAAUUAAUUACAUUUCACUGUUCAAUGAUAGUUUAAACAGUUUCAUGCGCACUGACUGCUUUUAAAUGAAAGUUGUAUUUAUCGUUUUCUACCAGACUGCCCUUACUAUUGUAUUUGUAUUUUGUACUUCUAAAUAA
Tachysurus vachellii is the source of this 2622-nucleotide messenger RNA. RefSeq names its product peptidase inhibitor 15a (gene pi15a). The record is from RefSeq and is a predicted model, not a curated record. The transcript has 6 exons. NCBI's taxonomy places the organism in Eukaryota, Metazoa, Chordata, Actinopteri, Siluriformes, Bagridae. The coding region runs from base 228 to 1001 and encodes 257 amino acids.